This is a messenger RNA of Triticum turgidum subsp. durum (durum wheat), 1317 nucleotides long. The record is from the annotation of a GenBank genome assembly. NCBI's taxonomy places the organism in Eukaryota, Viridiplantae, Streptophyta, Magnoliopsida, Poales, Poaceae.
AUGUUAGUGUCUCUGAAGCAUGUUGCUCUUCUGAGGGUGAUAUUUACAGAAUGGAAGAAAUGUGGUGGUAUACCAUUAGCUAUUAUUACUAUAGCAAGUCUUCUAGCUAAUAAGGGUCAUAUAAAAGCAAAGGAUGAAUGGUAUGCUUUGCUCAGUUCCAUUGGUCAUGGACUCACAGAAGAUCGUAGUUUGGAGCAGAUGAAAAAGAUAUUACUAUUCAGCUACUAUGAUCUACCUUCAUAUUUGAAACCUUGUCUAUUAUAUCUUAGCAUCUUCCCAGAAGAUUAUGAGAUUGCGAGAGGUAGACUAAUUUGGAGAUGGAUAUCGGAAGGCUUUGUUUAUAGUGAAAAACAAGGAACUAACUUAUAUGAGGUCGGUGACAACUACUUCAAUGAGCUAGUAAAUAGAAGUAUGAUCCAGCCCAUAGGCAUUGAUAAUGAUGAAAAGGUAAAGGCUUGUCAUGUACAUGACAUGGUACUUGACCUCAUAUGCUCAUUGUCAAGUGAAGAGAACUUUGUCACAAUAUUAGAUGAUACCGGAAGAAAAAUGCCGAACUCAGAGAUCAAGGUUCGCAGAUUGUCCAUCCAAAGUAGCAAGAUAGAUGCGGAGACCACUAGGAUGGAGCAUAUGAGGUCUGUUACUAUUUUCACAAGUGAUGUUGUUGGGAAAGUGUUGGAUAUUUCAAGUUUUCAAGUUCUAUGUGUGUUGGAUUUAGAAGGCUGUAAAAAUGUCUCGGAUGUUGGGUAUGUGGGGAAUCUGUUACACUUGAGGUACUUGGGGCUAAAAGCUACUCAUGUUAAGGACCUUCCCAUGGAUAUAGGGAAGCUACAGUUUUUGCUUACCUUGGACAUAAGAGGUACUGAGAUAGAAGCACUGCCAUCAAGUGUUGUUCAACUAAGACGUCUAAUGUGUCUGUAUGUUGAUUACAAUAUGAAGCUGCCAUCUGGGAUAGGCAACCUGACUUCCCUAGAAGUGCUAGAUGAGCUGGGGUUAUCUGACGUGGACCUUGAUUUUGUGAAAGAACUGGGCCAUCUAACCAAGCUCAGGGUGCUCAAGCUUGACUGCGAUGAUUUUGAUGAGAGCCUGGUUAAAGCUUUGGAGGAAUCCAUUAAUAAUAUAUACAAACUGGAAAGUCUAGAUGUAUAUGUCAUUCAUGGACUCAUCAAUUGCCCGAGCGAAGAUUGGGUGCCUCCUCCACAACUCCGUAGAUUGGCUUUCCGGUCAAAUGUAAGUUGGUUCAAGACAUUGCCGUCAUGGAUUAAUCCUUCAUCGCUUCCUCUCCUCUCCUACCUGGAGAUAAAGGUGUUUGAAGUGUGA